CAGAAAUAGCUGCUGCAAGCAGAAUGAACUCCAAAGGAACCAGUGGCACUUACCACCUGCACUGUUUUCUUGACAUUUAUUUGCUUUUACUGGCACUUAAAUGCCACCUGCCAGGAGAAAACUUUCCAUUAGAAAAAAAAAAAAUCUACCUGACUCAGCAGAUGGCAUCGCAGGCACUGCGAGCGGUGUGAUGCUGCCCUUGGGCACCUUGAGUCUGCGUGUGGGCACCUGUGCUGUGUGUGUCUGCGUAACGUGCAUGUGGCUGCAUCCACGGUAGUGUGAGGCAGAGCCUUCGGAAAGUGCAUUUUGUAGCCAUCCCUACCGAGAUGCAAAGUAGAAAUGCCCAGAACUGUUUUUUAUUUCGGAUGCCAAGUGUCUCUGGAGUUAAGCAGGUCAUCUGUUUGCUUGUUCCUGUUUGUUUGGAGGGUUUUUGGCAGCUCUCCUGUGUGCCAGUUCAGGCUGCUCAAACUCCUGCUGUCAGCUGGGCGAGCAGUGCGGUGCUGCAGCCCUGCUCUGCGAUGGCCAUGCAGGGAGGGGAAGGCUCCAUCAGCGCCCAUGGGCACGGGGGCUGUGCAGCCUGCGGGCAGCGGAGCACCAGGGAGUGGUAAGGAAGUUUUAUCAAGUUUUAUCCGGGUUGUGGUUUGGAAAUCUGUGCUUUGGGGGUCGUGUCUAAAGGUCCCUCCUAGAGACUGCUCUGGGGCACCAGAAGACAUGAAUCAAUGUGGUUUUUUUACGAAGUAGCUGGGCUGAAAGCACACGGAGCCCACGUGUGUGUGUGUCUGGGAGUGUUGUGGGGGAAGGAUGCAGCUGUGCUGUGUCACCGCCUGCUUGGCCAAAUUCCUCCUCCUCACACUCCAUUAAGUGCUGCUUUUUCAGGUGGCUCACAAUAUGUCUCUCUCUCUCUUGCAGCGGAGUUGGAGUUUGUACAGAUAAUCAUCAUCGUGGUGGUGAUGAUGGUGAUGGUGGUGGUGAUCACUUGCCUGCUGAACCACUACAAACUCUCUGCGCGAUCCUUCAUCAGCCGGCACAGCCAAGGGAGGCGGAGAGAUGAGAAUCUGUCAUCAGAGGGCAGCCUGUGGCCGUCGGAAAGCACUGUGUCGGGGAGCGGGAUGGCUGAGCAGAUCUACACCCCGCGGCCCAGCGAGCGCCUGGCGGUGCCGUCCUUCCUGCAGCGGGACCGCUUCAACAGGUUCCAGCCCACCUACCCCUACCUGCAGCACGAGAUCGACCUGCCCCCCACCAUCUCGCUGUCGGACGGCGAGGAGCCCCCCCCGUACCAGGGACCCUGCACUCUGCAGCUGCGCGACCCCGAGCAGCAAAUGGAGCUCAACAGGGAGUCGGUGCGCGCACCCCCCAACAGAACCAUCUUCGACAGUGACUUGAUAGAUAACUCGGUGUACGGGGGGCCGUGCCCCCCCAGCAGUAACUCUGGCAUCAGCGCGACCUGCUAUGGGAGCAACGGCAGGAUGGAGGGCCCGCCGCCCACCUACAGCGAGGUGAUCGGGCACUACCCCGGAGCCACGUUCUACCAGCACCAGCAGAACAACAGCGGGGUGCCCUCGCUGCUGGAGGGCAGCAGACUCCAUCCCUCACAAAUCAAUGGCCUUGAGAGCACAACGGCGUGGAACAAAGAGAAAGAGAAACAGAAAGGGCACCCCUUUUAAAAAAGGAAGAAAACAAAAAGGAGAAAAAAGCAAAGUCAGUGAAACACUCUGCACUUCUGGUGGAAAGGAAAAAGGAGAGGGAUUGGGAGCUGAGGAAGAUGAGCAAAGGAAA
Molecule: messenger RNA, 1776 nt
Organism: Meleagris gallopavo (turkey)
Lineage: Eukaryota; Metazoa; Chordata; Aves; Galliformes; Phasianidae
Gene: PMEPA1
Product: prostate transmembrane protein, androgen induced 1
Biological process (GO): negative regulation of transforming growth factor beta receptor signaling pathway
Cellular component (GO): early endosome membrane; Golgi membrane
Molecular function (GO): R-SMAD binding
Source: RefSeq, a predicted model, not a curated record